Messenger RNA from Acanthaster planci (crown-of-thorns starfish), 1601 nucleotides. Its product is annotated as alpha-1A adrenergic receptor-like. Lineage: Eukaryota; Metazoa; Echinodermata; Asteroidea; Valvatida; Acanthasteridae. The record is from RefSeq and is a predicted model, not a curated record. Gene Ontology annotation, molecular function: G protein-coupled receptor activity. Gene Ontology annotation, cellular component: membrane. Gene Ontology annotation, biological process: G protein-coupled receptor signaling pathway.
CAUUGAAGCUACCCGUUCAACUUCAAAUCUUCGUAACCGCGAUGCGGUACAUAACAAAUCCUACUCCAUAAAAAGUAUGCAAUACAGAGCAAGCGAUGACAUAUUUUAAUACUUUCCUGCUGACUAUUGAGGCAUCCGUCAACAACAUUAACUCAGAAGUUCAUUGUUAAAUAACAUGUCAAUCUCCAUUUAACAAUUAAGUUAUUGGUAAUUAACAUGUCAAUCUCCAUUCGUGGUACACCAAUAGGAACGUUCAGUCAGGCUGCCGCUUCACUUAGACACUUCAACAUCAGUGUCAUGUUGACGUGAAGGAUUUACGAGCAGAUAGGUUCUAGUAAUGAAUACCACGCUGAAGGACCAUACUGUACUCGUAUACUCUACCAUGUUAUAUGGCCAGAAUUCAAGGUUUAAUUAAUGUCCUUACUGGAUAUGGCACGCUUCAUUACUCCUGUCACUGCUUCAUUUUGUGUACCAUCUCGGAUCUAUCCAUCCAUUAUACCGAAGACUAGUUGAUGAAUCUGGAGCCAGAACGAACGGCGGUGAAAAUAAUAUACCAAGGCAUCGUUGGAGAGCUGAGAGUUUGGUGGAGGUUGAGAUCGAGUUACCGGAUAGAGGACCAUGGCAGAUCCCCUGCUUGUCCGCAUUAUCAACACUUCCCUUGGUGUGAUUGGCCUGAUCGGAAACUCCAUAGUGGUCAGCGUUAUCUUCAAGGUGAAGUUCAUGCACACACUGACCAAUGCUUUAAUCUGCAACCAAGCCGUGGUGGACUUACUCGGCUCUCUCUUCUUGAUCCUGACCAGUAACAUCGCGGUCUCCGGCCCCCUUCUAGGCACCUCAGGCUACCACAUUGUUUGCCACCUCUGGCUGUCUAAGUUUUUCGUCUGGUCCUGCUUUACCGCCUCUACUGUCAACUUAGUGUCGCUCACUUGCGAGCGCUAUGUAGCUAUCGUGUACCCGUUCAAAUAUGUAACCCUGUAUACCAGAAAGUCUGUCGCGGGCAUGGUGGUAGUCACCUGGCUGAUGGGACUCAUCCUUGGAGUGGCCUACGCAGCAGCGGGAAUGACCUUCGAAAAUGGUCAGUGUUCCUCCACCACUUCAGUCGGUGCCCAGGCGCUCAACAUCAUUCUCGUCGUGGUCCAGUUCUUUAUCCCCGCAAUCCUGAUGGUGUUCCUCUACUCGCACAUGACCGUCACGCUGAAGCGAAGCGCUGAACGCAUUGCUGCUAUCGCCCCGACUGUGUCGGCCAACUUGGCCCAGGAAGAUCGCGAUAGCUCAGGUGCAACCCGCUCUGAAAACGCCGAGCAGUCGCUGCUUCGAGCCCGCCGCAACGUCUUCAAGACCCUCUUACUAGUAUUCGUCACCUUCCUGGUGUGUUGGAUGCCAGCUGAGGUCAUGUUUACCAUGUUCAACUUCGGAAUUGACCUCAGCGGGGUCAUGCACGUCGUAUCUGUCUCUCUAGUGGCCACCAAUUCGUGCGUCAACCCCUUCAUAUAUGCCCUUAAGUACACACCGUUUCAACGAGGAUUUCUUUCUCUAAUUGGACGAAAAGUCCAGGCCGAGGUAGGCAUGCUGUAAACCAAGCCCCUGAAGUAGUUAAUCGU